Periophthalmus magnuspinnatus is the source of this 3619-nucleotide messenger RNA. RefSeq lists its product as uncharacterized. The coding region runs from base 18 to 959 and encodes 313 amino acids. Lineage: Eukaryota; Metazoa; Chordata; Actinopteri; Gobiiformes; Gobiidae. The record is from RefSeq and is a predicted model, not a curated record. Gene Ontology annotation, molecular function: protein binding. The transcript is spliced from 9 exons.
UUAAUACCAAAAUAAGCAUGUUCGACAACCCUGUUUCAUCACCUUGGCAGGAACAGCGUGCUCUAAAUGGAGGAUUUGUCAAUAUUUCGAUUCAAACUGUUUGCAAAGGUACCAUGAGUGAUCCUGUAUUUACUGCCCUCAGUGACCCAGAUCUACAUUUAUCGUGUGUAAUUAAGUCCAGCAAACUCAUCUCCUGCUCCUGGAAGCCUCACUCUUCUGCACACAUCAGCUUUUUCUAUAAUUUAUUUGAUGGGAAUGUUGAUGAUGACUCUCAUCCAUUACGAGAGUGCUCCCAUUACACAGACAGCACGAGGACGGGAUGUGACCUGCGAGUGAACACAUAUCAGUUCACACAGAUCAAUGUGCUCCUGAAUGGGACAGCGGACAAUAGGACCAUACGCAACAUAUACCAACUUUCAGCUCUUCCAUUAAGACUCUCCCCUCUGAACUGGACUGUUAAACCUUCAAGAGAGCAGUUCCACAUCAGCUGGACCCCUCCUGAGUUUUCAAAUGUAGUGUGGAAAUACUUUAUCAAAUACAUCGACUGUACAAACACUCCGGUUAUAAAAGAAAUCGCCACUGGCCUCUCUGCUGAAUUGAACCGCAUUCCUGAAUGCUCAUACAAUAUCUCUAUAAAAGGAGUUGUCGAAGAGAAUGGAGGCACUGAGUGGACUCUCGACAAACAUUACGAUGCAGUUUCAGGCCUUAACCCUAUGAUGUUUGCUGUCAUUCUGAUCCCUCUAUUAAUGGCAGCACUGGUAGUACUGUCCUUAAUAUGGUGUAUGAAAAAUAAGUCCAAAAUCUUCCCCAAAGUGCCACAGCCCAACCCAGAACUAUUUAAAGACAUUUUAAACAAUAAGAUCAACACUCUAGAUUUUUAUAUAACAAAAUCAGAGGAGGAACACUUGAACCACAUGAAUCUUGAGGUGGACUCCAAACUGAUCAAAUCACAACUUUGAACAAAAAAAAGACGGGAUCUCCCUGUGCAUUUCGGGUGUGUGAGGCCUUCUUAAGGGCAUACAAGUUUAAAAUGAUGCCAGAUAACUUUGUAACUCUUUGUAACCGCUCUUUAAGUAGACCGACAACCAGUUACAAAGAGGAAAAAAUGAACAAGAUCCUAAUGUUGUGAUGUGGCAUGAUAUAGAAUAUAACUAUAUUGUAAUAACAGCAUACAAAGAACAAUCAUAUGCUACACAUAUUAGGUAAAGGCCAUUGAGAUGUUUUCAAAAACCAUCAGAGGGGGAGACAUAGAGGAAACCGUACUGGACAGAGACCUUAUGCCGGGCGUCCACUGAGCAUAAGAUUUAUGAUCAUAUCUCAGGGUCAGGUAACUUUAUUUAUACCUGCAAGAAGAAUUGGUUUGCAGCUGGAUUCCAUACAAACAUACGUACAUACAAGUUACGGAAAUAAUAAUUACAGACAAAAAAUCUAAGGAAAUAUGAAAGUGCUUCACAGUGCUGAUCAGAACACAAUAAAACAAGAAAAAGAGCCCAUGAACAUGUCAGUAAAAAGUGUGUCCCAUAUGAAACAAUUAAGAUGCAGUAUACAGCUUAUUAAGCAAACAGCCACUGGAAUAAAGCUGUUUUUAAAGCGCUUAGCUUUAGCUUGGGACCAGGUACCCUUGCCCAGAUGGAAGGAGCCGAAAGUUGCAGUGCAAAGGGUGUCAUGUAAAAAAAAAUGGCCAUGGUAGUGCUGAAGCCAUGAGACCAGACCAAAUGAUCAAACAGAUUCAAUAAAAGUUUGAUAGAAAAGAGUAAUCAUGGUCUUAUCAAUAGAAAGGAUUUUUUUCUCAGACAGUGCAGUCUCUGGUGGCCCUUCUUUACCCCAGCUGCACAGUUCUCAUUGAAGUUCAGUUCUAAGUUUAUGAUUGUCCCAAGGCAUUUGUAUGACUCCACCCACUGCACGGUCUCCCCUUGGAUAUGUGUCACCUCAGGAUUGUGAGGGGUCUUUCUGAAGUUGAUGUUCAUGUCCUUGGUUUUGGACGUGUUCAGGUGAAGGUGAGACUCCUCACACCAUCUGGCAAAGCAUGAUCAUUUUCUUUUUUCUUUUUUUUUUUUUUUGAGAAGGUUAACAAUAACAGCCGCCUGCAUACUUAAAACAGAAUUAUUAUGCAAAAUCGACUUUUCAAAGCUUUUUUUUUUUUUUCAUUCAGCACCACAGUUUUCUAACAUGGAAGUCUGUUGACUUGUUUCUUUUAGUAUGUCAUUUUAGAUGAGUAUUGUGAUUUAAAAUGUGCAAAUUAUAACAUGAUCCAUGAGUGUCAUAGAUUAUAACUAUAUAGCAGACACACAAUAGGUCAUCUUUAAUAGUUGACCUGUUUCUGUACUUGCUUUGACACUCAUUAGAGUACCAGAUAAAAAGAAGGUGAGAAAAGACACACCCCUGGGGUGAACCUGUGGAAGUGCAGAGGCUCCCAGAUAAAAUGCCAUUCCCCCUUAAUUUUUGCUUUUAGUUUAUGAAAAAGUGUCAAUUCAACCAAGUAAACCAGAUUUAGUAAUUUUCCAAAUGUAUAAGAACCAUGUGUAACUAAGUAAUUGGCACCUUCCACCCCUCUGUGAGGUCUAUAAGAAAACUACAUGGGAUCAAGUAAAUGUUCAGUUUUCCUCAAGGUUUCUGACUUAUUUUCUCAAAGUAAAGGCCACUGGCCUAAGGUCAUUUAGAGUUUUAGGCACACUAGAUUUGGUAAUGGGGAAUCGUGAGUAUCUUGAGUUGUAGCAAAUAAUUAUAGGUCUCGUAAUCGUAGCGUGAGACUGGGAUAAAGAUCAAACUUAGAACCAUUGUACGACCAAAGAUGAGCUGUGUCUGAUAUUUUGGAAUCUUGGUCGCAGACUCUCAGGCAGGCUCUCCCCAUAUAAAUAUUUUGAGCUUUGGAGAUAUAGAAAGACUAAUAAUAAAGGGCUACUCAAACAUGUGUGAAAGAAACAAAACACAACUCCAGAUAUGUUUUGUAAGAGGUAACAACAUUCUAACAUGGCUUAAUGCUCACAAGAGUUCAUUUUACAUAAUAUAGGAAUCUAGUUGUGUCCUAUGUUUGCAUAUACUGCCUGUGGACACUUGAGUUAUUGCAGAAGAUAUACCUGGAAUGUUCAACAACAGGGUGACAGUAGCUCAGUUGGUAAAGUGCACAUCCACUGAUCGAAAGGUCGGUGUGCCACAGAUAAAUACUGUUAUUGUGUCCUUGGGCAAGACACUUAAACCUCCAGCCUCCAGUGUCUGAGUGUGUGAUUGAAUGGGUGAGUGGUUUCUUGAUGUAAGGCACUUUGAGCGACCAUUUAACAAUAUUGUAUUGUAUUGUAACAGAUCACAUUACCACGGCAGGUUACAGAUCUGUGGAGUGAAUAAAUGGGGAUCCAUUAAAAAAAUCCAUGGAACAAAAACAAGCACAUUUGCUAUAAAUUGUAUUCUGUUACACUGUAGUAUUUUUGUAAUAAAUUUACUGAACUUUGACUAUUGUAUCUCUUGGUAUCUAGAAAUGAGCUUAUUGUGUUUACUGUACAUUAGAAACCGAUUUGUUUCAGAUUUUGUUUAGUUGUGGAAUAGUUCAUAGUUACUCGGUUUGGGCAUUGAAAUUUCCCUGUUGUUUCUCCACUGUUGGACAAAUAAAGGUUUUCUUGUCUUA